Guillardia theta CCMP2712 is the source of this 963-nucleotide messenger RNA. RefSeq lists its product as hypothetical. Lineage: Eukaryota; Cryptophyceae; Pyrenomonadales; Geminigeraceae. Bases 1 to 963 code for a protein of 320 amino acids. The transcript has 15 exons. The record is from RefSeq and is a predicted model, not a curated record.
AUGAAGGCUGAAUCGGAGCUCAACGAAGUUUUGCGUCAGUUGGAACAAGAUGCAGAUGUGCUGAAUGGAAGGAUCAGAAAAAGAACGAUCUUCUUCUUCCUUGUUCUUGUUGCCUCAGUCAUGGCUUCUCCUUGUUUCUUGAUAUCCCUCCGCGAAGCCGGCUACGUCGAAGUCAAGAAAGGAACAGCUUUCUGCCGCUUCCUAUCUGGUUGGGAUUUCUGCAUGCAACAGACCAAGUUCUGGACGAAGACGUCCUUCUUGUGGCUCUACAUGAAAACGGCGUGCGCACUCUCACCGAAGAUGGUGGAAGCAAAACCUUAUGAAUUCAAUCUCUACAACCCCCCGCUGAUGAAAGACGGAUUCUUCGGCAAAGGCCAAGGAUUUUGCGUUCCCGAUGCUGAGUGGCAGAAGUGCUACAGCAGUUGGCCAUGCUGCAAACACAAGCCAAACUUUUGCUGGGAGUUCAUAUGGAAUGGAGGAAGAAAACUCGCGGACAUAGAGCCUUUUAUGUUUCGGCAGGGCUCCAGCAGAGUUGUUGUCGACUCUUGCAGCUUGCAUGGCGGAUGCAACGUCAUGAUCAGAAGAUACCGGAAGUGGGAGUUGAUCAGCGAGACGAGCUCAAUCAAAUACGAGAGGGAUGUCGUUGAAACGAAAUUGAUCGGUGUGGCCCUGGAGGAAGUGCAAGCGGUGAACAAGACACUCAAUGUCAACCUUGACCUGCGGGGCUGGGGACUCCCAUCAUCUACCCAGUACCUGCUCAAGCUGGGCCCACACUCGGACCCUCGAGAGUGGAGAGUCCACCAGGAAGAUCAGGUCAUGAGCAAGCAUCGGGCUGGACGGCGCUACCGCACCUGGCAGCUCGUCUCCCGUUACUCGAUAGUGGGGACAGACAUGCAAGGUAAUGCGCACGAGUUCGUCUCCUGGCAUCAGAGGGAGUGGAAGUCCUACCAGGACGUCAUGUGA